CUCCCAUACUGCAAGUGCAAAGCACUGGAUCUUGAGUUUCUCCAUGUUCAAUUAAUCGAUCAGGAGGAAAAAGAAACAGAGUAACAAAAUUUACCAGAAUCGAAAUCUCCACAAGAGCAACAGCGCCGCUUCCGCUUUGAUCACUGGAAAAGCUUUUGCACUUUCCAGAUCCAAACGGCUUUAGCCAAAUUUUGGAUGACGAAGGGCUGGAGGAACGAAUUCGGAACAUGGUGAUCGAGUGAGAUUUGACUGGAAUAUAUACAGGGCCAAAGUGGAGAAAUGAUGGAUGUGGAGAGAUCCUCGUUGUGCAAUUGCGUGGUGAAUUUCUUGCUGGAGGAGAAUUACGUGCUGACGGCGUUCGAAUUGCUCCACGAGCUGCUCGACGACGGCAGGGAUCACCACGCCAUUCGGCUCAAGGAGUUCUUCUCCGAUCCUUCCAACUUCCCUCCCGAUCAGAUCUCCCGCCUCAACUCUCUCCGAGUUGCAGACCCGCAGAGUUUGCUAGAGGAGAAAGAAGCAACGCAAGAAAAAUUGGCCCUCAGUGAAUACGAGCUGCGGUUGGCACAAGAGGACAUUUCGAAAUUGAAGUCUGAGUUACAGAAGAGAGUGGAGUUAUCUCCAACUCAGUUGACUGAGUCGACGCCUGAUGCCGCUGGGAGUCCAGGAUCAGAUCUUCUAAAAAGAAAAAAGGAUGGUUCUUCCUUUGACUUGGGUCCUCUGAACAAUAACGAGCGUAGAGAUCUUAAUUGUGCUGUACAGGAAUAUCUACGACUGGCUGGAUACCGUCUUACUGCUAUGACAUUUUACGAAGAAGUUACAGAUCAGAAUUUAGAUGUUUGGCAGAACACUCCUGCUAGUGUGCCAGAUGCCUUGCGGCAUUACUACUACCAGUACCUUUCAUCCACAUCAGAGGCAGCUAAGGAAAAAGUUGCCAUGAUUCGAGAAAAUGAAUCUUUGCUGAAAUCAAGUGAGAUAUUGAAUGAAGAAAAGGGGAGGCUUCUUAAAAACAAGGAGUUGGCGGAUAAUCAAAUAAGUGGUUUGACCAAGUCACUAGAAACCUUUCAAAAGGAUGUCAAAGACAAGGAGAACCAGAUAAAACGGUUGAAGCAGUCACUGGAGCACCAAAGAAAGGAACUCAAUGACUGCAGGUCAGAAAUCACUUCAUUGAAGAUGCAUAUCGAGGGAUAUCGUUCCGGUAGGAAUGUGAUGGCUAGUGAUACUGACACUGCUGAAACCCAGUCAAUUGAAAAGUGUAAGGAAGAAAUAAAGAUUUUGCAUCUAGAAAUAGAGAAGUUGAAAGCUAAAAGUACCACUUCUCCCGAGUCUGUGGAGAGAACCGACUCUGGAAAAGAGUCUGUGCAACCUGAAGAGAAAGUUGUUGAAAUUGAUGAAGAGACACCUCUAAUCUCUCAUCCAACUGAUGCUGAAAGUGUUAAACAAGAUGUUCCUCCGCUUGUUGGAGAUAUGACUAAGCCUGAGGGAUUUCCACAAGAUAGUACAGGAAGUUUUACCGACAAAGUUAACACUAUUGACGAAAGUCCAAGAGUCUCAGAACAAAAUGGCGACGUGCCAUCACCAGCUCCUGGUAUUUCUGUGAAAUCAGACAACCUAGGUUGUGAUGGGUCGUUAGAGAAUACGGGUUCAGAGACUAUUCAAAUCCUUGCUGAUGCCUUACCCAAGAUUGUUCCCUAUGUUCUAAUAAAUCAUCGAGAGGAGCUCCUGCCUCUUAUGAUGUGUGCAAUCGAACGUCAUCCUGACGGCAGUACUAGGGAUUCAUUAACACAUACAUUGUUUAAUUUGAUUAAACGUCCGGAUGAGCAGCAGAGACAGAUCAUAAUGGAUGCUUGUAUUAGUCUGGCUAAGAAUGUUGGCCAGAUGAGAACAGAAACGGAGUUACUUCCUCAGUGCUGGGAACAAAUAAAUCACAUGUAUGAGGAGCGCAGACUGCUUGUUGCUCAAUCUUGUGGACAGAUUGCAGAAUUUGUGAGGCCUGAGAUCCGGGAUUCUUUAAUUCUUUCUAUUGUGCAGCAACUAAUUGAGGAUGCUGCAAGUGUUGUUCGAGAUGCUGCUGCUCAUAAUUUGGCUUUGCUGCUUCCACUAUUUCCAAACGCGGACAAAUAUUUCAAGGUUGAAGAGUUGGUGUUCCAGCUGGUUUGUGAUCCCUCUGGGGUGGUGGUCGAAACUACACUCAGGGAGCUGGUUCCUGCAGUAAUAAAAUGGGGAAACAAUUUAGAACACGUUUUGAAAGUUUUGCUGUCUCAUGCCUUAAGCUGUGCUCAGCGUUGCCCUCCUAUUUCUGGUGUUGAAGGCUCACUGGAGUCGCAUCUACGGGUCUUAGGAGAACGUGAACGCUGGAAUCUUGAUGUUCUAUUGAGAAUGCUAAUUGAGUUACUUCCACUAAUCCGUCAAAAGGCCACUGACACUUGUCCAUUUCCUCCUGUUUUGGAGUCAAAUGACAACACCUUUUCUGAUGCCUUGCUAGACCUGUAUGCAGGGGGACAUGUGGAAUGGCCUGCGUUUGAAUGGAUGCAUGUGGACUGCUUUUCUGACCUGAUAAACCUGUCGUGCAUGUUACAUCGGAAGGAGGACAAUCUGAGAAACAGAAUUACAAAGUUCUUAUUAGCUGUCGGACAAAGUUAUGGGGAUUCGUAUCGUGUUCAUAUAAUGCUGCCUGUAUUCUUGGUAGCCGUCGGUGAUGAUGCUGACUUUACCUUUUUCCCUUCAGCUAUACAUUCGAGAAUCAAAGGUUUGAGGCCUAAAAGUGUUGUUGCUACAAGACUGGCUACAACGUGUGUUCUACCACUUCUCUUGGCAGGCAUUUUAGGUUCUCCCAGUAAACGUGAUCAGCUAGAAGACUACUUGAGAAAGCUGUUAGUUGAUAACCACCUGAAUGAGAAUCAAUCAACUAGGCGCUACGCUGAUGUCAUUGAUGCUGUUCGGUUUCUGUGUUCUUUUGAACAGCACCACGGCAUGAUAUUCAAUAUCUUGUGGGAAAUGGUUGUUAGCUCAAGUAUGGAUAUGAAAAUCAACGCUGCCAAUCUGUUAAAAGUUAUCGUGCCAUAUGUCGAUACAAAGGUUGCUUCAACCCACGUGGUACCUGCCCUUGUAACUCUAGGGUCCGACCCGAAUCUGAAAGUGAAGUAUGUCAGCAUAGAAUCAUUUGGAGCUGUGGCACAACAUUUCAAGAACGAUGUGAUUGUUGAUAAGAUACGAGUUCAAAUGGAUGCCUUUCUGGAUGACGGAUCACAUGAAGCAACAAUAGCUGUUGUCCGAGCAUUAUCAGUAGCCGUGCCACAUACAACUGAGCGUCUUAGAGAUUAUAUCCUCAAAUUUCAGAAUCGCCAUUACUUGCAUCAAUUUGUGUUCUGUACAGAUUACCACUGUAGGUCACUUGUUUCCUUAACGUUCCUUACAUCUCCUUUCGAAAAUUUUCCAUUUCUCUGCCGUCCCAACAUCACCAGGUGACAUUACUCGUCGCGGGGAGAGGGCUAAUGCAUUCUGUGAAGCAAUUCGUGCCCUGGAUGCCACAGAUCUCUCGGUUAACAGUGUGCGUGAAUACCUGCUGCCAACGAUACAAAACAUGUUAAAGGAUCCAGAAGCCCUAGACCCAGCUCACAAGGAAGCCCUUGAGAUAAUAAUGAAGGAAAGAUCAGGUGGGACCUUGGACACCAUAAGCAAGGUGAUGGGAGCUCAUCUAGGGACUGGGAUAGCAUCAUCGGUUACCAGUUUCUUCGGAGAGAGCGGGCUGUUGGGGAAGAAAGAAACCGCAGAAUCAUCUCCACAACAGUCGGCGCCUCCAUCUCCCAAUGCUGCUGCAACGCUUCCUCCCCAACCAGCAGAAGAUACAAGAUUCAUGCGAAUCAUGAGGGGUAACUUCACCGACAUGCUGAGGGGUAAAGGGAAGAACCCAGAUGAAGCACCACAUUAGGAGCUGACAGUGUCUUCUCUCAGUUCUCGCAGUAGCAUAGAAAGUUUGAAAGCCUUUCCCAUCGAUCGUGCACAGGAGUUUCAAGGAACAGGAUGGAGAUUUGAGAACUUGGACGAUGAAACGAUUGUAAUACGAGAGCACCUGGUGCAUUUAUCUGUGGAAAAGCCUGACAUAACUCCUUGUUCCUUUUCCAGCAUUCAUUUAUUGGACAUCUUGGGCAGCCAGUUAGAAAUUUCUUUAGUUCCUUGUGAUGGUUAGUCAGUCUUCUUUUCUGAAGAGGGUUAUGAAGACUGAUUCCUUGGUCAGUUAAUAAAUUGAUUGGUGUUUUUUGGUUCUUCUAACCUGCAUUUUGGUAUGUGUUAAAGUGGAACACACUAGCUGGAAAAAUCAAUCCAUUGGAAAUGGACCAAAAUUUUUGUCAAGAAUGGGAUUUGAACCCAUGCCCUUUCGGACCAGUACCUGAAACUGGCGCCUUAGACCAACUCGGCCAU
Messenger RNA from Linum tenue, 4419 nucleotides. NCBI's taxonomy places the organism in Eukaryota, Viridiplantae, Streptophyta, Magnoliopsida, Malpighiales, Linaceae. The record is from the annotation of a GenBank genome assembly.